GUAUGGAUUAAGCUACAACUUGGUCAAUAAAUUUAUGAAAAUUAGGCAUCUUGAAGAUUUAAUAAUGAAAAUUAUCUGUCAAAAUUAAUAGGACUAAUUGUAAUAACUUUCUUACCGAUAAUGACUAAAUAUUAUUACAAUCAAAGGUUAAUCCUUACCGUCAAUGUCCCAUGGGCCCAAUUUCUUGGGCCUAAGGGAAUUCCCCUUAAAAUGUUACAGUUUGGAUUUGGGAUACUCUGAAAAUCAACCGCAAAAGGCUAAAACCUAUCCCUUUGCGAGCUAGCUUCUCUGGGUUGAAGCUCGAAAGACAACCCAAGGCUGAGCGUCUUUAUCUUCGUCAUACGAAACAAAACGCGUUUUCCGUUUUAGCGGAGAAAAUCAGCAUGAUCAAGGAUUUACAUUAAUGGUCGGAUGUUUCGGAGUUUUUGCUAUCUGGGUACUUGGUAUUUUGGUCGCCCAAAUUGAAACGAUUUAGAAAUUUGUAGGUGAAUCUUAUUUGAUUGAUAGUAAAAAAGUAUAACAUUCGGUUCUGUAUGUUUCUUCUUUCCUUGCGCAGUAGGCAAGAUUAUCAUAAAAAAAACAAAUCAACUUUGGCAUAAUGGUGAUUGCUUCCAGGUUGCUGACAAAUUGUUCAGGUUUGGUUCAUCCAAGUUAUCAUAAGCUAUCUUUCCAGCUUCAGAGAUACCAAAGAACUAGAUGUACUUAUUACAAACCUUAUCCAUCAGUUUUUGAAGAGAUUCCCAGAGGAAGUUUUCUUGGGAAGCCUUAUAUGAGCAGGCAUGUCAUGUCUGUAGGAAGUAAUCGACACCGGUUAAGUUUUGAUGAUGAAUUACCUGAGGAGCCUUUCUGGCUAAGUCUGAUCAGUGACACCAUCUGGGGUGUAAGAUCUUUGUUUGCAUUUCUGGUUGAGCAACCUAGUCAACUGAAAUACAUAGAGUGGCCAAGCUUCCAAAGCACACUGAAGACUGCUACUUUAACUCUUGUUCUUGUAGCCAUGCUCAUUGUUGCUCUAUCAUCAGUUGACUCUGUCCUCUGCUAUGUUUUAGCUUUGUUGCUCAGGAGAACCACAUCAUAAUUGAAUUAUUCUCUCAAAAGAAACACAUUUAGCGUAGUGUAUACAUUCCUUCAAUGCUACAUAUUGUUACCCAUCUGCUUUAAAAUCUGCAGAAGAACUGCAAGUCUAUUGCAAAGGAAAAUGUCAUCAGACCAGCAGUUUAUGAUUACCUGAUAGUACAUGUAGUAUAAUUUUGUUUUGUAUACCGUCUCGUGCAAAUUUAAUGUUUAUGUUUAUUCUUGCCAAGUAGAAAUCAAGCUUUAGUGACCAA
Molecule: messenger RNA, 1325 nt
Organism: Theobroma umbraticum
Lineage: Eukaryota; Viridiplantae; Streptophyta; Magnoliopsida; Malvales; Malvaceae
Source: RefSeq, a predicted model, not a curated record